Conger conger (European conger) is the source of this 3951-nucleotide messenger RNA. Its product is annotated as NGFI-A-binding protein 2-like. The transcript has 8 exons. NCBI's taxonomy places the organism in Eukaryota, Metazoa, Chordata, Actinopteri, Anguilliformes, Congridae. The coding region runs from base 648 to 2051 and encodes 467 amino acids. Gene Ontology annotation, cellular component: nucleus. The record is from RefSeq and is a predicted model, not a curated record. Gene Ontology annotation, molecular function: transcription factor binding; transcription coregulator activity. Gene Ontology annotation, biological process: negative regulation of DNA-templated transcription.
UGGCGUGCUGCAAUCCGCCCCCAGGUCUCUCGCACCCACACACCCAGCAAAAGGCUGUCAUUAACAAUGCGGUCUGAGGAGGAAGAACACUAGCCAGUAUAAUUCAGACAUCGAGUUUAGAUUAGCCUAUACAAUAACAGAACAAUAACAAAUAAAAUGUAGCCUAUUUAACAGCUACAAAAUAGAAAACUUAUUUCGACAUCAUAGGGUCAAAAGGAUAGCAUCUAAUAGUUCCGGAAAAAAACAGGCGUUGCUUAAACAAAACUUUUCACAAGUUUCGUCUCAGGACCGACGACUCGACACCUGUUUUUUAAGUCAAUGGAGAGGGAGGGGGAGCAAGUGACAGUGCCGUUUAGGGAGAUAGCAAGCUAACAAAUUAGGAUUCCGAAACACAGAGACAACCUGAAAAGCUGAACACUGAAAGGGAUAAGAGUGGUACAGCCCUCUUCGCCUUCUCUCAGAUUUCUGCGCUGUUGUUCGGCGCGUCUCAACUGGUACUUCAACGGAGGUACUCGGAGCGCGGGUAGACCAAAGCUGGACUGCACGCUAGCGCGGCAAAAGUGGGUCGAUAAUUUUGGCAUUGAAGAUACAUAUCCAGCAUAUCUCCCCGACACCUGCCAGACCUGUCGGUUUUGGACGAGUCGGCCAUGUCGCUGCCACGCACGCUGGGGGAGCUGCAGCUUUACCGCGUGCUGCAGCGCGCCAACCUGCUGGCCUACUACGACACCUUCAUCCAGCAGGGCGGCGACGACGUGCAGCAGCUGUGCGAGGCCGGCGAGGAGGAGUUCCUGGAGAUCAUGGCGCUGGUCGGCAUGGCGACCAAGCCCCUGCACGUGCGGCGGCUGCAGAAGGCCCUGCGCGACUGGGCCGCCAACCCGGCCCUCUUCAACCAGCCGCUGGCCAGCGUGCCGCUCAACAGCAUCCCGCUCUUCAAGAUAGACGCCUCCGGCGGGGGGGCGGGCCCCAGGAAGUCCCUGAGCAACGGGCAGCCGGGGUCCCCCUGCGAGAGGGAGGAACGGGCCUCCCUCACCCCCCUGAGGAGCGCCAGCCCCAAGAGCCCCUGCUCCCAGGCCUCCCCGCAACCCCCCGACCCCUUCUACCGCGACAAGCUGUCCCCCAUGGACCCGCACUGGCUGAGCCCAGACCCAGACCGGCCGGCCGGAGGAGGGUCGGGGGCUGACGAGGACCAGCCCAGCCCCCCUCUCCCUCCCCCGACUCCCUCCCCCUCUGCCUCCUCGUCCACGCCCGCGCUGGCCUGGCCUGGGGGCAGGCUGGAUGGCGACACGGCCAGGGCGGUGGGAGAGAGCGUGGGGCGUCUGUUACGCACGGUCCCCCGGGCGGACCCGGGAGAGGUGAGGGCCCUGCUGAAGCUCAACAAGAAGCUGGCCAAGACAGUGGGACACAUCUACAAGCUGGACCCCCAGGACCCCUCCAAAGAGGAGGAGAUCCGCAAGUACAGCCUCAUCUACGGACGCUUCGACUCCAAGAGGAGGGAGGGGAAGCAGCUCACGCACCACGAGAUGAUAAUCAAUGAGGCGGCGGCCCAGUUCUGUAUCCGGGACAACGCCCUGCUGUUGAGGCGGGUUGAGCUGUUCUCAUUGGCCAGGCAGGUUGCCCGGGAGUGCGCCUACACAUCCACGCUCAAGAACGCCAGAGCAAAUGCAGAUGACGGCGCCGUACUACCACAGAAAAGAAUCAAACAAGAAGUAAUUGCGUCAGAGUGCGUUUCCUCAUCCCAUGACAUAGCAGAAGGGUCGGCUGCAGGGUCCGAGGGGGGCCCCCAGGAGAGAUCAGGGGGAGACGAAGACAGCCUGUCUGGAGAGAGCCUGGAUGGUUUGACUCAAGGUGUGGGUUCACAGUCUAGCCACUCUUCCUCCCCAUGUCCCACUACUGAAGCCUCUGCCCCCGCCACCUGGAGUCGUAACCUCAUGCAGCAGACACUAAUGGACGAAGGACUGCGAUUGGCUAGGCUCGUGUCACAUGACCAUGUGGGCAAACCCAGCCUAAGAGCUCAGUCUGCAGGUUACUACGUGGAAACAGGUUGCAAGUAAAUUUCCGAUUUAAAGAGAACGAAGAGAAAACUUCAGCCAGGCCCCGAAGACGAAGCAGCUCGUGCAGCACCAAAGACGAUUCGGAUAACAGUGGAAAAUAAAAGCAAUCCUGUCACAUGACAUCUGUCUAAGCCCCUAAUACCCAUGACAUCCCACCCCAUCUGCAACAUAUGUACCCCUAAUACCCCUGACAUUCCCCCUGGCAUCAGAUACAUAUUAACCUCUUUUACCCCUCACAUCUUAUCCCCUCCACAACAUAUUGUCCCCUUUUACCCCGCAUAUCCCACCCCAUCAACAGCGCACUUACCCCUAAUGCCCCUCACAUACCCGCCAAUCAGCACCCCCCCUUCAAUAACCUCCCAUCCAGCAAUAACAUGUCAACUCUUUCUGCCAAAACCCAGAAACAAACCCAUAACAGACGGGCAGUAUCACUGAUCAGGCAGUCUGUUGCGUGGUGGGCUGUGUGAGUCUGCCUCUGUGGAGUUUUACUAGUCAUAAAUCUUUAUUGUUUUAUUUGGUGCUAUUUAUUUGUCUGUGUUUAGUGUCUAAUGUGGAAUGUAAUUUCCCUGUGGGGGCCUGGAGGAAACUGUAAUGAAAAAUGAGGUGGGGGGGUGUUGGCGAUAAAACAACCCAGGGAAAUGACUGCACCUGCUCAGAUCACAAUGUGCAGGAGGAAGUCGCUCAGUAGUUGUGACAGUAACAUACUGGGAUUGGACCUGAAUUCAGGACAUUGUAUUUUUUACCGUUCGUUUUGUAGUACCAUUGUAGAAAUUAUGCAACUGAUUUAGAGUCUGACCUGUGGUAGUUGUAGCCCUGUGGGCAAGUCUAGGCCUUUCUACUCAGUUUGUCUGUGGGUGGACUGAAUGUCUGACUGCCUUCCAUUGAGCUUUCAGCCCUGAGCCUUCAGCUGCAGCCUUGUGCAUUCUUGCUUCUAUAUCACAUCUCUUAGGUUAAGAGGAAGACCACCUAGGACAGAAAAUAUGGAAUUCUCAUUGAUAUUUUUGUUACUUCAGUUUGACCGACUGGUCGUUGGAGUAAAAUAAUCCACAAUGAAGUAAUUUGAAGGAGAGGCGGAGGGUUACCAGUAUGAGUGCAUUUUGUUCACAGAGAUGUGCCUACUUCUCUAUUUAAUAAUAAUUCAAACUAAAACUUAACAAAUUCUUAUUUGCGAUGACGCAAACAUGUAAGUUACCAACGUGUGAUGGUUUAUAAACAGUAGUACGGUUAAAAUCUUCUCCUAUCUGACGGCAGUAGGAAGGCCACCGACUCAUCUAAAAGCGGGAAGGGGGGGGGGGGGCGGCGGUGGCUAACGCCCUAACGGAGCCGCCCGUGUUGAUCGACUGUAUGGUAUAAGCCACAGACUUCUCAGGUUUAAGUUUUUGUUUCCCGUGUCUUUUUUAACACUACGCCUUUGGGUUUGACUUUGUAGUCUGACUGUCGCCUGUUGUCGGCUUGUUCUAAUGGAAUCGCGCCUCGGGCGUAUACAUUUAUGUUUAAUGUUUCAAUGCUGAUACUGUGUGCAUGCUGUAAUUCUUUCACCGUUAACCUUUGAGACGCAUUUUUCAAUGCUUUCAGAUAACAUAACAGAGGAACAGUUAAUGCUUCUCCAAAUACCUCUUCAAUAUAGUUCGGAAGUGUGACUGUGACUGUGCAAAAUAUCUACUUUGGACAAGUCAGCGGUAAUACCUUGACAGGAGUGGAAACGGUGGAAGAUAAGAAACGGCUGUUACAUCUGUACCACAGCGCCACAUUGUGGUCAAGACUUGUAAUCCCAUAUCCGUGUGUAGACCUAGUUCCUUCUUGCUCGCAAGUUUUAGACAACCUCUUGAUUUUAUGUUGUACAGUAGAUUAUUUAUUUUGUUAAUUUUUAAUUUUCAAUAAAGGUUUAUUUUAUUGUUUA